Messenger RNA from Rhipicephalus microplus (southern cattle tick), 2932 nucleotides. RefSeq lists its product as uncharacterized. NCBI's taxonomy places the organism in Eukaryota, Metazoa, Arthropoda, Arachnida, Ixodida, Ixodidae. The record is from RefSeq and is a predicted model, not a curated record.
GCCGUAGAACCGCAGCAACGAUUCCCUCGUUGGCGCCGUUAUCGACUGCGCCAGGAGUGGAGCGGCCAAGCACGCCCUCUUGCAGGCACGAGCGUGCUGCUUCGGCCCGCUAGUGAACAGCCUGCUGUUGUGUCGGCGUGUUGUUCGGCCAGCCAGCCGAUGCGCGGGCGUUAGCGGCCCCCGAUGUGCGGACCACUGAUGGUAUUAUGCAGCAGCAUCGGCCGUCGUGCCGCCGGGACACCGCUUCUUGCCUCGUCGCGCUCUUGCUGCUCGUCGCAGUGGUGCAAGUGACAUCGGCAGCCUACAUUCACAAAGCGUGUGACAGUGAUGGCGACUGCGCGGACGUGCCUAACACCUUCUGCAAGGGAAACGAAUGCAUUUGCCUACCAAAGUUCAGCCGCAACUACCCGCCCUGCAACGAAGGUAUCGAGCUUGGGGAGAGCUGUUCUCGCCACGAGAACUGCGAGGCGAACGACAUCAAUUCUUACUGCAGCCACUCCAUCUGCCGCUGCAAACCACUUUUUCGUCGAGUCCUGGUGGCAGCCGAGAAUGUCACCCGCUGCCGAAGAGGCAUCGAACCCCGGGAGGCGUGCUACAACGUGGAAGACUGCAAUGGCCCCAACGCCACCUGCUACGAGGGCCUGUGCAGGUGCCGCGAGGGAUUUUACAAAGACGAGAACACCGACGACUGCAGGCCUAGGCGGUACCUGGAUGAGUCGUGCGCCCAGGACUCUGACUGCGAGAGCCUGGUCAACAACUCCUAUUGCAGCAGCGACCGAUGCGACUGCAAGAGCGGCUACAUCCGUGAGGGCACACUGCUCUAUGAGCAGCACUGCGAGAUAGAUAGGGGAGGACGUGGGGCCUUGAAGAUCCUCUUCGCCCUCAUGCUUCCGGUAGUCGUGUGCGCAUUUGUUUACCUGUACAGGAACCGCAAGGUUAACCAAGCCAACAAGAACCAGUCCGAAGAGGAAGACCAGCAGUCAGCAGCCUCGCCUGCUCCGCUGGGAACGUACUCCACAGAUACGGGAGUAAAGUCUCCCUCGGUCAACACCCCGCUGUCACCCAUGCCUCCCGAUAUAAUCACCGGCAGUCCCGUCCAAGUACGCACAACUCUGGCCUUGGACUCCAGGGGAAAGCCUCCGUGCACCUUCAGCAUCAUGGUCUGAUCAGCUGACUACGAGAUUGACCAGCCACCGCCAUCUCUGAGAAACCAGGAAUUCGUGACGUCACCAAAAAAUGCGUAGCAAGACUCCACGUAUAGCUGGGCGGUGCUCUCAUAUAUGGGAACUCCCGCGUAAAAAAAAUUUACAACGUGCACUGCUUCCUUAGAACUAAGGUGGAGAGCCUCUGUUUGGUGAUGUCGCUUUAUUACAUGCGAGAACGAAUGGUUCACGACUUGCGCGCUCGCUUACGUAGACGCCAGAAGAGAACAUCUCGCCGAGGCACGUCUUGGGCGCCGUGCCAAUUUUCUGGCUAAGAAACUUUACAAUGGACGAUACGCGCGGGACGAAUGUGAAUGAGCUGUUGAGUAAAGAGCUGGAUGAAGUGUCGAAACGAUCGUGAAAUAAAAACAGCGCCACAGGUUAGACACGGAGAAGAGGAACGCAACUGAACCUUUUUUUGAGAAGAAAUCAAUACCCUGAAAACCUGAUGCACCUUUGCACAUGCGGGACAAAUAUGGAAGACGAUUCGUUAUUAUGUUAUGGCGCACAGUUUAAAAGACGGACACUUAGGAUGAAGAACUAGACGGACACAAGCUCAAACUUUCAAGUGAAUUUAUUGGACGCACACAUAAUGCUUUUAUGAAAUUGCGUUUCAUGUUCUUUUUUUUUUUGUCUGUCCAGACGAGAUACAUGGCUGUAGCUGAGGGGGUGGUUGAGGGAGUUCACCACUCCAGGAAUUGUUCAAUUUUACGAACAUACAUAAUGAAUUUACCUAAAAGGGUUAAGCAGUUUCUCUUGUGUGCUCGUUCUCGUGUUGCUAAGGUAUCUGCCGUGUUGCUACCUUGGAAUAAGCCAGCUGCGCGCUCGUGUCAUUCUCCUCUCCGAGUAUUAAGCUAUCGCGCUGUUUUUAUUUCAAGGACAUCAACCUAACUCGCCAUUUUGCGUCUAAAAGAUGGGAACUGUACAUACGUCAUUAACAACCCUACGAGCACGACCACAUUAUGCCUGCCGUUUACUCCUCGUAUAUACCCCUGUUAGAUGAGACUAUAGGUCGAAGCAUGACUAACGCUUAUAAGGAAUGCCUAUUUUUUUAUCCUUGCGACAUACGAUGAUGCUUAGAAAAACGUGGCAGAUUGCACACAUUGCUUUUCGCUGUUAGAUGCUCGAUGUUCCUGUUUACGCGCGGUUUCAGGGCAGCACUUUGAGUGGGGAACCCUGCAUAUCUGAUAGAGUACAAAAAUGGCCGGGGAAAUUUCAGCGCUGGCUGUCACUAAUUAAAGAGGAAAAUUAGUCUCUCUCUGUCUUUACAGUGACGGAUAAAAGGAAACUUGCCGACUUAUUGAGCAGCCUAAUCGACCAAUAGUGCUGGCCUACAGUACCGACUGAACACUGGUAUAGCUUAAGGUUUUUGCUUCAUAUACCGUAGAGGCCCUUUCCUGACAUUGCACAUUGGGGCACAGUCAUUACGAACUGCUUUUGAAAGCACACAUUCCAGCGAACUUGCCCUAAACAAACGCAAGCGUUGCAGGUGGUAAAGAAAAAGGUUAGAACACAGUUACUGAUCCUUUUUAAGUGAACAGUACUUCUACAAACGUGUUAUGGUUUGUUGCAGGUGCGUCAUGCAAAGUGUGGCAGCUUGUCACAACUACGAGUGACAUUAUGAAGUGGCCAGAUAUCUGAAACGUGUGUGUAACAUGUAUUCGGAGCGGGUAAUCUAGCUGCAGGAGGAUGUAAUGGGCAAGGAUUGUAAUAAAUCUUAUGAACAGGAA